This is a messenger RNA of Colletotrichum abscissum, 846 nucleotides long. RefSeq lists its product as uncharacterized. The transcript has a single exon. Bases 1 to 846 code for a protein of 281 amino acids. The record is from RefSeq and is a predicted model, not a curated record. Lineage: Eukaryota; Fungi; Ascomycota; Sordariomycetes; Glomerellales; Glomerellaceae.
AUGGGCCUGACCUGGGGAUGCAGCUGUGAGAAGGAAGGAAAAAAUAAAAGGUUUACCUAUGGCAAGCAAUGUGUACAGAGUACGGAGUACAGAGUACCUGUAUCAAGAGGGGGGGAAUACCGUGGAAAAAAGAACGGGAUAUGGAAACGCACCAAAAUAUAUGCCCAACCAGACAAAUCAAUUUUGUCCAGUAUGACUAGAACUGUGCUUCACUGUCAUCGCCUUAUCCGCUCCAUUCCGCCGCCGCCAACAUUGCCCUGCCCUUCUCAUCUCAACCUUUCUUCCCCUUCCACUUUUCCCUUCACAAGUUCACUCGCCCCUCGUCCGUUGCUUUCUUCCCGCCCUUCCACCCCCAGGUACAACAUACAUCCUACACCACCUAAACUCUUCUCCCCGUUGAGUCCGUCGCGUACACUAUCCGUACUGGCUCGCCUCUCCCGCCCCGGUUCAAAGACCCUGUCCGCACUGACCAACCAGAAGAGAAGCCUUCGAUAUCCUCCGUCCGCGACGUCCGUCGUCGUCGAAAACGCUCCGGCCCAGCAAGGGGUCCUGGUGGAACCCAUCGUGUGGCAAUUCCUUCAAAACUUUGCUCUCCAUUGGAUGACCCGAACCAAGGUCGCGGGGCAGCCACAGCUGUUGUUUAUAUCAGCCACACCAAGGCCACCGGUUUGGCACGCUCUCCAACUGCCUCCGUGGUCACCUCGCCUAUUAUUCUCUCUGUCAGUCAUUUCAAUCCGGGACAAUACUCUCAUGUUGCCCUUUUUCAAAAACACGCCCUCCGAAUCACUCGUCACACGCUGUCCGAGAGGCUCCACGUCCGUUUCACUCGGCUUUCAUGUGUGUUGA